AUUUUCGAAAUUCGCGAGAUUACAAGUAGAAGAAGAUAAUAAAAAAAAAAAACCAGACUGUAGAUAAAAAAGCUUCAAGGUCGGCUAUGGCGGCGACGUCGUUGGUGCUAACGUGCGGAUCUCCUUUGUUCAGCCCUCGGCUUGUUUCUGAAGUGAAGACGCUGCUGAGUAGAGAGUCCUCGAUUUCGUUCUCCAAAAUUAGUUUGCUUCGUCUAAAUUCUCCUGGCGAUAAAUUCAUAAGAAGAUGCUCGAAGGAAAAAGAUGAAGUGCUUCUAGAAGGAAUGCCACCGGAGUAUUACGAUGAUGAAUGGCAAGCUCGACAGAGAGAGAAGACGAAAGAAUUGAGGCGGAUGCAGCGGGAGGAAGAAGAAGAAGAGGAGAGAAAGAUUGAAGAGUACCGUGAAAUUGGCAUGAGGUUGAAAGAAUUUCCUGAGGAAGACUUAAGGAAAGCCAGAAAGCUCGUCUCCAGCUUCAUCAGAGCUGCCGAGGAAGUCGAAGAGAGAAUUGAAGAAGCAGCCGAGAAAGGAGAACUUGACGAGCUUGUCCUCAUGAUUAUAUGGAACCGCCUUGACCUUGCUCGCCGCGAUGAUGAGAAGGACGCCGGACGAAGUCUUGAUCUUUUGUAUAGAAGAGUCGAGACAGAGAUCUUAAAACGGCAAGCAAGUCCUGCGAUGAAACUGCUGAAUGAUCUUCUAAACAUGCAUGAUGGUUUUGAAGACGAUGCUUGGCUCAAGGACUGCAGAAAACGAAUGGCUGAGACCUUCCCACGAGAAGACCCCUUCAGCAUUCUAAUGCCACCCGGAUUCGACAUUGAUAUGCAUCAAGGACCGUUGCGACCGCCCAUUGAGACUGAGACGGACAACACCCUUUUGAGAGUAGACUUUGUAAGAGAAGUGGAUGCAUUGCUACGGGAAGUGAGAGUAGAGGAAGAUGCCGAUACUGGUAAGAAAGGAGAAGGGCUUGAUCCUGAAGCUAUAGCACUUAAAUUUAAGCAGCAGGAGAAGCAGCGAACCAUCCGUCAAGUUGAAGCCAUUCUUGAUUUGGCCCUCAACUUGAGGUGGUAGGUACUAGGUAGGUAACACCGUAACAGGUUGAUGGACUCUAGAAAGACAGGUAGGUGUUUUUUUGUUUAGAAAUAUAAAUGAAUCAAAGUCAAUAUCAGGUUUUGUGGGAAAUACGAUAUUUCCUCUAGAAUUCUCAAUAAUCAAAACUCCACCACGGCCGGCCACCAUCACUUUUCCGCUU
Molecule: messenger RNA, 1245 nt
Organism: Camelina sativa (false flax)
Lineage: Eukaryota; Viridiplantae; Streptophyta; Magnoliopsida; Brassicales; Brassicaceae
Product: protein PALE CRESS, chloroplastic
Biological process (GO): chloroplast organization; leaf morphogenesis; cellular response to light stimulus
Cellular component (GO): chromoplast; chloroplast; etioplast
Source: RefSeq, a predicted model, not a curated record